This is a messenger RNA of Fonsecaea nubica, 984 nucleotides long. RefSeq lists its product as hypothetical. Gene Ontology annotation, molecular function: oxidoreductase activity, acting on the CH-OH group of donors, NAD or NADP as acceptor. The record is from RefSeq and is a predicted model, not a curated record. NCBI's taxonomy places the organism in Eukaryota, Fungi, Ascomycota, Eurotiomycetes, Chaetothyriales, Herpotrichiellaceae. Gene Ontology annotation, cellular component: cytoplasm. The coding region runs from base 1 to 984 and encodes 327 amino acids. The transcript is spliced from 2 exons.
AUGGCUCAGCAAGUACAAGGAAAGACAGCGAUUGUCACGGGCGCUGGCUCCGGGAUUAAUCUCGAGUUUGCCCGUCUCCUUCUGGAAAAUGGCGCCAACGUCGUGUUUGCCGACCUUAGUCUCCGACCAGAAGCCGAGAAAGUGGUCCAGAAGUAUCAAUCGACUGCCAACAAAGCCGUCUUCCAGAAGACCGACGUGACCUCGUGGCCGGACCUCGAUGCCAUGUUUGCCGCAGCUCAGCAACAAUUCGGAUCAAUCGACAUUGUGUGCCCGGGAGCAGGAGUAUUUGAGCCGGAUUGGAGCAGCUUCUGGCACCCACCGGGGACGGAGAAAUCCAAGGACGACCCAGCCGGAGGGAGGUACCGGCUGUUGGACAUCAACAUAACGCAUCCCGUGCGCGUCACGCAGUUGGCCAUUUCUCACUUUUUGGCAGCAAACCCGCCAUCCAGUGUCGAGAAUCCCAAGACGAUUGUCCAUAUCGCGAGUAUCGCAGGUGAGACCACCAGCCUCCCAUUCCCCCUGUAUCAUGUGAGCAAGCAUGGCGUCCAAGCGUUGGUGCGCAGCCUGGCGGAUCUGGAAAAGCUGCAGGGGAUACGUGUGAGCUGCGUGAUGCCGGGACUGGUCAAAACGCCGCUGUGGACCGACCACCCGGAGAAGUUGAAGGUCAUUUCGCAAGACGAUGUCUGGGUGACGCCAGAGGAGGUCGCUGAGGUAAUGCUCGCAUUGGUCAAGGACAAGGAGAUUUCCACUGUCAUUGGGAGCAGGAGCUCGAGGACAAAUGGCGCCACUGGACAGGCGACGGACGUGAUUCAGAUCAAGGGAGGCAGCUGUUUGGAGGUGCUUGCAGGCGCUGUCAGGGAUGUGCCUCUCUUCAACAAUGUCGGGCCGUAUGUGGGAGGACAACCAGGGGCAACAGCGAGCGAUGCUGUGAAGAUAUACAACGAGGUCGUUGACUCGUUGAAGCCAGGAUGGGGGAAGGCCUGA